UUUAAUAUCAGUCUCCCUAAAUCACCAACCCAACACCAUCCGAAUUACCAGAUUCGACUGGUGGCAGACUUGGGGCCACGACCGACGGCGAACAUGAGGGAGAUCGACGCCCAUUUCGAUGCCUACGAGCAUCUGAAGCACCUCCCCAAAGAUGGCGACGCCCUGCAUAUGCUUCGCAAAGUUGCGUCCAUGGUCAAACCCAUGAUGAGGAAGCGCGGAUGGAAAGUGGCUACUCUUGCUGAGUUCCUGCCGGAUGAGCCCCAGCUAUUGGGCUUGAACAUCAACAGGACAGAGAGGAUUCUCAUUCGUUUGCGCUAUCACCAUGACUCUCGACAGUUCCUAUCAAUAGAACAGGUUACAGAUACGCUGCUUCAUGAACUCUCUCAUAUCGUUUGGGGGCCACACGACGUCAACUUCCACAAUCUUUGGAACGAACUGCGUGAAGAACAUCAAUCCCUUAUCGCAAGAGGCUACUCUGGCGAAGGCUUCCUCUCCCAGGGCCAAAAGCUGGGGGGUAAAAGAGUUCCCUUGGAAGAGAUGCGUCGGAACGCUCGAGUGUCAGCAGAAAGGCGAAGAGCCUCGACCAAUGUCAACGUAGGCGGCCGCCGCUUGGGCGGUCCACCCCUUUCGAGCGGUGUUGAUAUGCGCAGAGUUAUAGCGGAUGCUCAUUCCAGAAAAACAAGCAUCACAGAAGGAUGCGCGAGCGGCAGCAGAGAGGUCGACCGGCUAAGGGACCAGCAGGCGCGGGGCGGGUUCAGAACGAAAGCGGAGGAGCACGAUGCGAACGACCAGGCCAUCGCACAGGCUCUGCAAGAUCUCAUGGAAGAAGAGGAACUACACAAACUAUCGGAGCUGUGCGCACCUAAAGGGGGAGGAGGACUGGCUUGGGACCCCGUCAAUGGCCUGCAGUUCGACAAUGACCCACCGCGGCCUCGAGAUCCAGCCGCUCGUUCAGUGAUAUCUCGACCGAAACUUUCAUCGCAAUCGCCACCGCCGUUGAGCUCUCAAAGCAGGCCGUCCUCUCGCCUGGUCACACGGAACUCUGGCUCUUCGUCACAUUCGAGACCAAUACCUAACCAGCCUUCUCGCCACACGUCCGAUGAUGAGCAUUUUUCAUCAUCUCCGCCAGCUGAAAGUCCUGUUUCGCCUGAACCAUCUCGGAUACCUUCAUCGCGCCCACCAUCAGUAGCACCCCCCGCGCCGGCCAUUCCAACCGAUCCUAACGAAUGGGCGUGUCCGCAGUGCACUUUGCACAACCCUCUCAAUUUCCUAUCUUGCGGAGCGUGUGGCUUAGAACAGCCGCCCCAGCCUAUACCACAGGGUCGAAGAUUUGAUGGAUCGGACCACGCUCCCAAACUACCAAAGCCACCCCCGGCUGCAGAGCUGAGGGGGCCCAGUGCGACGCCAUUUGAACCAGCCAAGGGUCGGAUAGGAUGGAAUUGCUUGAACUGCGGGACAUUCAUGGAGAAUCAGUGGUGGACAUGCACUCUUUGCGGAGAGAUGAAGAUUGAAUCAUGA
Messenger RNA from Periconia digitata, 1518 nucleotides. NCBI's taxonomy places the organism in Eukaryota, Fungi, Ascomycota, Dothideomycetes, Pleosporales, Periconiaceae. The record is from the annotation of a GenBank genome assembly.